AAAACUCGAUAGCUGACCCUCACCGGUAUCAGUGCACAAUUUGAACUUGGAAGUGAGGUCCUGUGUUGUGUGACGUUGGGAAGUUCGGAAUUCAAAAAUUAAAAAAAUAUAUCAUGCGGUGUCACCAAUCUAGCUUUGUGCCGGUGUUAUACGUGUUGAUAAAUAUUCUACUACCAACACAGCCACAAAACAUCGACCCGAUCUCAUCGUUCAUGAAAUUUGUUCAAGAAGGCACGAAUCAUCUCGACAACGAGCCACCUGAUGUAUUUAAUCUAGAAACUGAAUAUGACUUCAUAGUGGUUGGCGCCGGCACCGCUGGUUGUGUUCUUGCUAAUCGCCUAAGCGAAGUACCCCAAUGGAAAGUCUUACUCGUUGAAGCUGGAGUCAACGAAAAUUUCGUAAUGGACAUCCCUAUAGUAGCUAACUAUCUACAAUUUACAUCAGCAAAUUGGAAAUACAAAACGAAGCCGUCCAACAAAUAUUGUGCUGGCUUCGAAAACCAACAAUGCAAUUGGCCGCGAGGAAAAGUCGUCGGAGGAUCAAGCGUUUUGAAUUAUAUGAUUUACACAAGAGGAACCAAACCUGACUAUGACGCCUGGGAAGCUAUGGGUAAUGAAGGGUGGGGAUGGGACGAUGUUCUACCAUAUUUUAAGAAAAUAGAAAAUUUCAACAUUCCCAAAUUUGAAAACCCUCAGUACCACGGACACGAUGGCUAUCUAAAUAUAGAACAUGCUCCCUUCCGUAGUUCAAAAUCUAAAGCUUGGGUAAAAGCUGCAAAAGAAUUUGGUUUUACAUACGGGGAUCACAAUGGACCCAACCCAUCGGGUGUUUCUUUUUUACAAUUAUCAAUGAAAAACGGGACGAGACAUAGCUCUAGCAGAGCAUACUUACAUCCAAUUAAAGGACGACCAAAUCUUCACUUAACUAAAGGAAGCAUGGUUACAAAACUUAUCUUCGAUGAUACUUUGACCGAAGUUGUAGGCGUAGAGUUAGAAAAACACAAUAGAAAAUAUAAAAUACUAGCCAGUAAAGAGGUUAUAGUAUCAGCAGGAGCAAUAAACUCUCCUCAGCUUCUGAUGCUGUCAGGCAUAGGACCAAGAGCUCAUCUUGAAUCGAUGAAGAUACCAGUUGUUAGAGAUUUACCUGUAGGUUACAACUUGAUGGAUCAUAUCGCUGCUGGCGGACUACAAUUUGUAGUUAAAACCCAGAAUAUUACCGUAAGAACAGAAUAUAUCAUUAAUCAUUUAGAAUUUGUUUUUAAAUGGAUGAAAACACAUAAGGGGCCGCUAUCCCUUCCAGGUGGCUGUGAAGCCCUUGUGUUUAUGGACUUAAAAGACAAAUUCAACUCUACAGGGUGGCCUGAUAUGGAAUUAUUAUUAAUUGGUGGUGGUUUAAAUUCUGAUCCCAUGUUACCUCGUAAUUUUGGCUUUGAUGAGCAAAUUUAUGCCGAAACCUACGGGCCGUUAGGACGAGCUGAUACUUUCAUGGUCUUUCCUAUGUUAAUGAGACCAAAAUCAAAAGGCCGAGUAAAGUUGCAAAGUAGAAAUCCGAAAGUACAUCCAACUUUAAUACCAAAUUACUUUGAUAAUCCGGAAGACUUGGAAAAAAUUGUUGAAGGUAUCAAAACGGCCAUUCAAAUAGCUAGACAACCUGCUUUGAGAAAACUCGGCACUAAAUUAUACGAUGUGCCCAUAGAAAACUGUUUAGAAUAUGGGCCAUUUGGAAGCGACGCGUAUUUUGCAUGUCAAGCUCAGAUGUUUACUUUUACAAUUUACCACCAAAGUGGAACUUGUAAAAUGGGUCUAAAAGAUGAUCCUACAGCGGUUGUAGAUCCAAGGUUAAGAGUCCAUGGUAUCGAACGACUGAGAGUCAUAGAUGCUAGUAUUAUGCCCGAAAUAGUUUCAAGUCAUACAAAUGCGCCAGUUUACAUGAUUGCUGAAAAAGGUGCAGAUAUGAUUAAGCAAGAUUGGGGUCAACUGUAAUAGCUUUAAUUAGAAAAUAAUCUAGGUUAAAUUGAAGCAAAUCUGUGAUUUAAAUUAUAAUCCUAAUCCAAGAAUAUUCUUAAUUUAUUUGAGAACUAUUCAAGAACUAAGUAGGUACUUAAAUGGUAAACUUAUUAAAUAAUUAUUUAUUAA
This is a messenger RNA of Amyelois transitella, 2135 nucleotides long. RefSeq names its product glucose dehydrogenase [FAD, quinone]. Gene Ontology annotation, molecular function: oxidoreductase activity, acting on CH-OH group of donors; flavin adenine dinucleotide binding. The record is from RefSeq and is a predicted model, not a curated record. The transcript is spliced from 2 exons. Bases 114 to 1982 code for a protein of 622 amino acids. NCBI's taxonomy places the organism in Eukaryota, Metazoa, Arthropoda, Insecta, Lepidoptera, Pyralidae.